AACCGUACCAGAAGGAUCGAUGGUUAGGCUUGAGCCAGAUUCUGACACUAGUGGAAAACUGAGCAUCCUAGGGCCACUAACGAGGCUAUGGCUCGGCUUUGUUGGAUUAGUGAACGCAACGAGAUCGACGAUGUUGAGAUUAGGAAAGAUGGUGUGGAAAUUGGGAGCUGACGACCCGAGAAAAGUUUUUCACGGUUUGAAAGUAGGGAUUGCGUUAGCACUUGUGUCGGUAUUUUACUAUGCACGGCCUCUGUAUGAUGGUGUUGGAGGUGCAGCUAUGUGGGCGGUUAUGACCGUUGUGGUCGUUUUUGAGUUCACAGUUGGAGGAAGCUUGUACAAAGGAGUCAACAGAGCCAUAGCAACAUUUACUGCGGGGGCGCUUGCCAUUGGUGUCCACUGGAUUGCAAGCAAAUCCGGAGAAACCAUGGAGCCUAUCGUUCGCAGUACCUCGGUUUUCAUGCUAGCUUCAGCAGCGACAUUUUCCAGGUUCAUCCCGACCAUCAAAAUAUGGUUCGACUACGGAAUCACCAUAUUCAUCCUCACCUUCAGUCUUGUAGCGGUAUCGGGUUACCGGGUCGAUGAGCUCUUAGAACUGGCCGAGGAAAGACUAUCCACUAUUGCGAUCGGGGUCUCCAUUUGCUUCCUUGUGUCGAUUUUCGUGUUCCCGGUUUGGGCAGGAAACGAUCUUCAUGCUCUGAUUACCCGCAACAUGGACAAGCUUGCCGACUCUUUGGAGGGCUGCGUGGAUGCCUACUUCAUGAAUGAUGAAACCAACGGAAAGAAGGAAUCUUCAUCUAAGAAAUCACAAGCCUACAAAUGUGUUCUCAACUCAAAGGCAUCUGAAGAUUCUCUGGCGAAUUUAUCAAAAUGGGAGCCUGCUCAUGGCCGCUUCAGCUUCCGGCAUCCGUGGAGCAAAUAUCAAAGGAUAGGUGCCGCAAUGCGCUAUUGUGCUUAUUGCAUUGAAUCUCUUAACGGAUGCAUCAACUCAGAAAUUCAGGCUCCAGACUACAUGAAGAACCAUCUAGCCUUCAUAUGCAUCAAACUAGCGUCAAACUGCUCCAAAAUCCUCAAAGAAUCAUCGAACUCCAUCAAAUCCAUGCAGCAGUCAGCCACCAUCGACUUCUUCAUCUCAGAGCUCCACACUUCAGUUGAAGAACUUCACACUCUCUUAUCUCAACUUCACACUGACAACAGUCCAUUAAUAGAAUCCCUCCCUCUCAUCACCGUCGCCUCUCUACUGAUCGAGAUAGCAAAAAGAGUUGAAGACAUUGUUGAUGAAGUUGAUGAGUUGGCGAACGCAGCCAAUUUUAAGGAUGUUGAUGAUGAGAAGCCAGAUAAGAAGAAUGGUGUGGGUAAUGGAGAAUAAAGUCGUUCAAAGAAGUGAAAGAGAUAGAGUGUAUCGAUUCUCGAUCUGUACUCUUUGGAUGAAGGAAGUUUGUUGAAGUCAUGUUUGUACCGUGUGCGCAUUCUUAAGUAAGAUAAAGUAUGUCAAAAAGAUUUAACUUUGUAUGUGAAGAGAGAGAGAGUUCAGCGACUCACAAAACAUCAAGUGUGUCACACACUAGUGAAGUUAAAGCGUACGCUUGAAUUAGCUACA
Asparagus officinalis (garden asparagus) is the source of this 1597-nucleotide messenger RNA. RefSeq names its product aluminum-activated malate transporter 10-like. Gene Ontology annotation, cellular component: plant-type vacuole membrane. Gene Ontology annotation, biological process: malate transport. The transcript is spliced from 6 exons. The record is from RefSeq and is a predicted model, not a curated record. Lineage: Eukaryota; Viridiplantae; Streptophyta; Magnoliopsida; Asparagales; Asparagaceae. Bases 20 to 1366 code for a protein of 448 amino acids.